GGGACGCGUGGGUUGGAAGUUGGCCGUUGCGCUUCGUGAGCAGCCGUUGGUGGAGCCCGUUGACGAGGAAGCGGGUUGAGGGGUCGCCGUCCGUGCUUCAAAGCAGCCCUCUUAUUCCUUUCCCGGCUCGGUAGGGGGGGUCUCGGCUCGGGGCAGCGUUUGAAAGGGCUCCACACACCCCGCCCAGGUACCAACUGUUGACAAUGUCGUCAGGUGGUCCGGGGUCCCGUGUUGCAGAGCAGAAGCCUUUAGUCAACAAAGAAGAUGCCAUCACUCGUCUCCUGACUGAUAUCGAGGUUGACAUUCAUGAACAAGACAUUGAGACCGUCCAUGGGUCAGUCCAUGUCACCAUGUGUGGAACACUCCGGGGAAACAGACCUGCCAUUCUAACAUACCAUGAUAUUGGGUUGAAUCACAAGACGUGUUUCAACCCCCUCUUCCACCAUGAGGACAUGCAGGAAAUCACACAGCAUUUUGCUGUCUGCCACGUGGAUGCCCCCGGACAGCAAGACGGAGCACCUUCCUUUCCGCCUGGGUACAUGUAUCCUUCCAUGGAUCAGCUGUCUGACAUGCUUCCUGGAGUUCUAAAACAAUUUGGAUUGAAAAGCGUGAUUGGAAUGGGAACUGGAGCUGGGGCCUACAUUUUAACCCGAUUUGCUCUUAACUACCCUGAUAUGGUGGAAGGUCUUGUUCUUAUCAACGUCAAUUCAUGCGCUGAAGGGUGGAUGGACUGGGCCGCAACCAAGAUUUCUGGAUGGGCUCAUGCUUUACCAGACCUGGUCAUUUCACAUCUUUUUGGCAAGGAGGAGAUUCACAGCAGCCACGAUUUGAUCCAUACUUACCGCCAGCACAUCAUCAAUGACAUGAACCAAAACAACCUCCACCUGUUUGUCAACUCUUACAACAGCCGGAGAGAUCUAGAUAUUGAACGUCCAGCUCCAGGAGUAAAUGUGGAUACUCUACAGUGCCCUUCACUGUUGGUGGUUGGAGACAGCUCUCCUGCAGUUGACGCUGUGGUGGACUGUAAUGCGAAACUUGACCCAACAAAGACCACGCUUUUAAAGAUGGCUGACUGUGGUGGUCUUCCUCAGGUUUCCCAGCCUGCCAAGCUUGCUGAAGCUUUCAAAUACUUCAUUCAGGGAAUGGGAUACAUGCCUUCCGCAAGCAUGACCAGGCUAAUGCGGUCCCGCACGGCUUCCGGUUCCAGCGUCACAUCCACGGAAGGGAACAGGAGCAGAGCCCACACUGGGGAAGGUUCCCGAAGUCGGUCUCACACAGGCGAAGGGCCCAGGAGCAGAGCCCAAACUGGGGACACUCCCCGGAACCGUGCGGGCACAGACAUCGAGCUGAGUUCUAAUGCUGCCAAGACCAGUGGACAGUCGAGCCCCAAGUCGAUGGAAGUCUCCUGUUAAAAUGAUGCCGGCCUAGUCCAAACCAAGAUCAAGCAGCAGCCUCAGGCUGCGCGUUGCAAUAAUUAACCAAAGGGUUCCCCCCAUAACAAAUGGAUCGCUGCCCCUCCCUUCUCCCCAAAUCCAUAGGGACCAAUAAAAAAAAAAAGA
Notechis scutatus (mainland tiger snake) is the source of this 1559-nucleotide messenger RNA. It is a transcript of the gene NDRG1, whose product is annotated as N-myc downstream regulated 1. The record is from RefSeq and is a predicted model, not a curated record. Lineage: Eukaryota; Metazoa; Chordata; Lepidosauria; Squamata; Elapidae.